Molecule: messenger RNA, 348 nt
Organism: Caenorhabditis remanei
Lineage: Eukaryota; Metazoa; Nematoda; Chromadorea; Rhabditida; Rhabditidae
Exons: 2
Coding region: 1-348 (115 amino acids)
Biological process (GO): protein import into mitochondrial matrix
Cellular component (GO): TIM23 mitochondrial import inner membrane translocase complex
Source: RefSeq, a predicted model, not a curated record
AUGUCACCUCUAAUCAAGCUAUUCCUUCGAAAUAACGGGGCAAAUGUGUUGAGAAGAGCCCUGGCUCUCGUCCGGGAAGACGGCCGGUGCCAAGACAUAUUCGGCGCGUCGAUCGCCGGAUUCGGCGAAGAGACGUCACGUGGACGUCGUCGCCACGUCGCCCAUCACAAAUACGAAAAAGACGGAAUGCAACGAAUUCGAGUGCUAUUUCAUGUGAAAGGCGACCGUGAUGAGGGCAUUGCUCAGGCUGAAAUGGAGCAGAGAGACGGCGAUUGGCAGUGGAGAUUCCUCUAUGUGGAGAACAAGCAUCGACCCAAAACUACCCAUGUUCUCAUUGAUAAUCGAUAA